CCGCCCCAGGCGCCUGCGCAUGCUUGGGGGGACCGGAAGACGCGGACUGCAACAUGGGGGAUCCCGAACCGGAAUCGGAGCAGAUUCGCCUGAAGUGCAUACGGCGGGACGGUUUCUUCACGGUGCCUCCGGAGGACAGGCUGGGACAAUGUCGGAGCGUGAAGGAGUUCGAAAAGCUGAAUCGGAUUGGGGAAGGCACCUAUGGUAUUGUGUCCUCUGUUCAGCUGCCAAAUCGAUAAUCCUGAAAGCAAUGGUCUGACACUGCUGGUCCUUACCCAGGAGGCUUCAGUGGUUCCAUGGACCUCCAGGACAAAAGUCCUUCAUCUGCCACAUACAGGCUUUCCCGCUCCCUCUCCAGCCCCUCAGAACGUUUUCAGCAUUCUGGCCAAGCUGGCAGAUUUGCUGUUCCCCUUCCAGGACGUCCUGUCUCCUCUUUCCAUGACUUUGCAGAGGCCGCUGCCUAUGAUUUGUGUGCUCGCGCAUCGGGCCCGAGACACCCAGACAGAUGAAAUCGUGGCCCUGAAGAAGGUUCGCAUGGACAAGGAAAAGGAUGGGAUCCCCAUUAGCAGCCUCCGGGAAAUCACGCUGCUCCUUCGGCUUCGUCACCCCAACAUCGUGGAGCUGAAGGAGGUGGUCGUGGGAAACCACUUGGAGAGCAUCUUCCUGGUGAUGGGUUACUGUGAGCAGGACCUUGCCAGCCUCCUAGAAAACAUGCAGACACCCUUCUCAGAGGCUCAGGUGAAGUGUAUCAUUUUGCAAGUCCUCAAGGGCCUUCAGUACCUUCACAAAAACUUCAUCAUUCACAGGGAUUUAAAGGUUUCCAAUUUGCUUAUGACAGAUAAGGGCUGUGUUAAGACAGCUGAUUUUGGCCUAGCUCGGGCUUAUGGUGUUCCUGUAAAGCCAAUGACCCCCAAAGUGGUCACACUCUGGUACCGGGCCCCUGAGCUCCUCUUGGGAACAUCGACCCAAACUACCAGCAUCGACAUGUGGGCCGUGGGGUGUAUCUUGGCGGAGCUGUUGGCUCACAAGCCCCUCCUCCCGGGCAGUUCUGAGAUCCACCAGAUUGACCUGAUCGUGCAGCUGCUUGGGACACCCAAUGAGAACAUCUGGCCGGGCUUUUCCAAGCUGCCUCUGGUCAGUCAGUACAGCCUGAGGAAACAGCCGUACAACAACCUCAAACACAAGUUUCCGUGGCUCUCCGAGGCUGGGUUACGUCUGCUCAACUUCCUCUUCAUGUAUGACCCAAAGAAAAGGGCCACCGCCGGGGAUUGCUUGGAAAGCUCCUACUUCAAGGAAAAACCUCUGCCCUGUGAGCCUGAGCUCAUGCCCACCUUCCCGCACCAUCGGAACAAGCGGGCCGCGAGUGCCGCUGCCACCACUGGGGUGGAGAGCCAGGGGAAACGCAGCAAGCCCUGAGUGGCCGGGCAGAAGCAGGCUCUUGGCUUCCACGCUGCCCUCCCCCAGAAACAGGAGCCGCAUCCUCGAAAGAGGUCACAAGGCCAAGCUCUCCUCACUCCUCCACCUUAGAAGAGGUCAGCCGUCCUCCCUCCCAUCAGGGGAGGGGUCAGCUUGUCUCCCUCUGCCUCAAUUUCCCCUCCCUUGAAGCCCACCUCAGCUUCUUUGUCAAGGUUUGAAGUUCUGAAUCGUGGCCCUCAGAGGUCUCCAUGGCUGGUCCCCAGAAACCAGAACUGGAGUAGCCAACUGGCCUGGACCGUGGUCUGGGAGCUGGCCCAGCGCAGUGUGGAGUGGCCGGCCAGCCGAGAUAACCGAGUAGGAUUUUGGUCUGAGGGGUGGCUGGUCGCACGUGUGUCCCCCAUGCUGAGCAGACGGCAGACUCCGCUGUGAAGCAUCAGGGACACAGGCAGCACUUUGGCUCCGGGGACGCUCCUACUUCUGCUCUGGGGCACAUGGAAUGUCCCGCUUCCCUUAGCUCAGGGUUCCCAGGCCCAGGAGGGGCAGCCCAGCUGUCCCUUGGCUUCCUGCCCUCAGGACCUAGGACACCAUGAGCCUACAAGGACGUUCCACUCCUUUUCCUCCUCCCUCAGUGCACGGCCUCGGUUGUGGCAGCAGGACGAGGGGGAGCGUCGGUGCUGCCUCUGUCCUUUGCCUUCAUCAUUCAGUAAAAAUCGCUCCCUGUUUUCAGGGUGGAUCAGGGAGGCAGAGUUGGGGGAAGGUGGAUUUGUAAGUAGCCUGGUGAGAGAGGGCUGGACACCCGCCACCGUCCCACUGAGGACAAAGGGGAGUUCCUACGACUCACCUUAGCUUGGGGUGCCUCGGCAGACCCCUCCGGAACUUUCUUGGGCUUUCUGCCCAGUGGAGUAAUGAGGCCCCAACAGGGAGAGAACUUGGUUUCCCCACCUGGAAGACAGACACAAGGUUUGGGGAGGGAAAGCAAGGAUGGGUGGGUGAGGUCUGGGUUCCAGCCACUGUCUAGACCUUACCUGCUUCCUUCUUGCAGGAGGUGAGGUCUAGCAGGGCUCUGUCCCAUGAAGUACAGAAGAAAACCUCCCCCAGAAUUCAGCUGCUUGACGGGUCUGAGGAAAGGCCGUGAGGGUGGGGCUGGUUUAUUCAGCCCCGAUGAGGAGCUUGCUUCAGGGAUAGCGAAUGACCUCUGGAGGUCUUGGUGUUUGAGGGCCCAGGGAUGCAGGUGUAUCCUGGAGCCUGCGUGGGGGGCCUCGCCAGCCUUUGAGGAAUGUGACUCUGGACACUGACGGGAGAUAGAGGCUGCCUCCUGUCCUAGAGAAGCCCAAAUCACAGCCCCUGUAUGAGGGUCCUGGGGAGAGAUGUUUGUUCAGAUGCAGCUUGUGAAAAACGUUUUUAAAACUAAUCUGUGGAUGCUGCUCCUGCUGCUUGGCUUUGUGAAAUCAGCUGUUUUGGAGAAUAGCUGGCAAAGUGGCAGCUAAGGAGGCGGGAGGGGAGUGGGCAGGAAAGACUGGGGGGAAGGAAGAGAGAGGAGAGAAAACGGCCUGUUUGCCUUUCACCUUCCAAUGAAAGCCCCCAAGUUCCUUCUCAGAAUCUAAACUGGGGCGUGGGAGAAGAGAGAAGGGUCUCCAUGCCACUAAUGAGGACCCCAGACCAUCCUGCGUCCCCCACCUCCCACCCUCUCCGCGAAGCACCUCCCUUUAAAGCAUUGUGCAUGGUGGGGUGGAGCUUCCUCCUUCCCCUUCUCCCGUGUCAGAAGGCCUUUAGGGUUGGAAUCGGCAAGCAUUUAUGUAGCAGCUAUCAUGUGCCGGGCCUGUGACCUCAAGUCCAAAUAAACUGAAGCCCAGGUCUAAGGUCACCCAGAUAGAGACAGGGCCGAACGGAGAUCUGGCCCCAGGCCCCCUGGAAUCCAACCUCGUGGCUCCUUCAAGCAUCGUUCCUCCCUUUCCUCCCUUGGUUUCCUCCCCUGACCUUGCAGCAUCUAAAUUAAAGGGGGAAGCCGUCAUGGGUAGUGAGUCAGGCUCGUUCGUCCCUCCUUGCCCAUGACACAUUCAUUUGUCUGUCCCUCCUUGCCCAUGACACAUUCAUUUGUCUGUCUGAAGUUCAGCCUGAUCUCAGCUCCCCUGAGAAGCUCGGCUCUGCUUGGCUGAGGUCAUCCAGGGAGGAGGGGAGGUGGCCUAUUCCCUCUGUGAUCUAGAGAGCGGGGACGACUAAGACCCGGGACUGGCCUGGAUUCCAUUUGUGGCAUCAUCCACCACCCUUUCCUGAGGCAGGUGGGGAGAGACGGGAGGACCCCAGCUGGGAGCAACCACGAAUCUCAGUCGAACACCAGUUUUGUCGGAGAGCCGGUGGCGAGCGUUCUGGACGAGGAUGUCCCUCUUUGCCCAGACUCUCCCUCGGGUCAUUGGUGCUCUUCCAUGCUCUCUUGUCUUGUUGCCCCUCCCCAAGGACAAAGAGGCGAGCAGAGGGAAGUGCGGGAGUCUGCCGUGGGCUUCACCUCUCAAGCCUCCAGAUCCCAGAAGAAUGGCCUCCUUUUGCUGCUGCCCAGCCCACUCUCUCUCCUGCCUCUGCCCUGGCUCCCGCAGUUCCUAGGAAGGCACCCUUUCUCAGAGAAGGCUGUUGAUAGUGAGUGAAGGCAUUCACCCAAGGAGUUAAAAAGGCACCUUUGUUAAGACGGCGCUCAGUCUCCAAAUGGGCUCCUUUGCAGCGGACCAUUUUUUCUUGGUGUAGGGAGAGUUAAUCUGGGGGAGUUUCUGCAAACACAUUUUUUCACGGCCACCCGGGAGGGGACAGUUUCUAAAUAUGGAUCUCUCUGUAUUCAGCAGCAAGCCCUGUAAACUUUCCUGGUUCUGCCCCUUUGUGCUGACUCUACUUGCAAAAUUCCCCUUUUCCCUCUCAUCCCCCACACCCUGCUUUUUCUUUAAAUGCAGAUUUACCAAUAAAACAGGAAGGAUUUAAAAAAAAAAACAGCGUCUGGUUGCAGGCCAAAUUCACUAGAAGAAACUGAGAGGGAUGUUUGCUCAAUAGACAUAGUGUGAAAACUGGGUUCAGGGUCAGUGGCUAGGAAAAAGCUACGGUGGCCCUGCCUGGCCAGUCAAGUCUGUAAUUACCAUGAGGGCAUUCUCCCCUUCUCCCCCACACCUGGGAAGACUGAGGCUGAGGACUUUACACCCCCUGAACGUCUAAUGUUGACAUGGUGUGGUCGAUGUGUACCCAUGAAGCUUUAGUCCCCACCCGUGAUGACCAGCCCCUAAAGGACAGGCAGGUGCAGAUGGGGCCCAAUUGGGCUGUGACCUUGGGGGCAGGGCCUGGUUUGGGCCUUUCUUUCUGCCUGGCAUGCACCGAGUGAGCCUGGAAUGAGUGAGCCCCCAACAAAGAGAUCCUUCAGACUUCACCCUGCUGCGGUUGGUCGCUGCUGCCAAACAUGGCAUUCCACUGGGAGGGUAAGAAGAGGAAGGGAAAGGACAAAAACCUUCCACCCACCCUUUUCUCUCAAAGUUGGGGAUCGGGGACGGCUAGGUGGUGCAGUGGAUAGGGCACUGGCCCUG
Dromiciops gliroides (monito del monte) is the source of this 4970-nucleotide messenger RNA. It is a transcript of the gene CDK10, whose product is annotated as cyclin dependent kinase 10. The record is from RefSeq and is a predicted model, not a curated record. Gene Ontology annotation, cellular component: nucleus. The coding region runs from base 202 to 1416 and encodes 404 amino acids. Gene Ontology annotation, molecular function: cyclin-dependent protein serine/threonine kinase activity; ATP binding. The transcript is spliced from 15 exons. Lineage: Eukaryota; Metazoa; Chordata; Mammalia; Microbiotheria; Microbiotheriidae. Gene Ontology annotation, biological process: regulation of mitotic cell cycle; protein phosphorylation.